This is a messenger RNA of Argentina anserina (silverweed cinquefoil), 3560 nucleotides long. Its product is annotated as protein TIME FOR COFFEE-like. The coding region runs from base 386 to 3073 and encodes 895 amino acids. Gene Ontology annotation, biological process: regulation of circadian rhythm. The record is from RefSeq and is a predicted model, not a curated record. The transcript has 7 exons. Gene Ontology annotation, cellular component: nucleus. NCBI's taxonomy places the organism in Eukaryota, Viridiplantae, Streptophyta, Magnoliopsida, Rosales, Rosaceae.
CCAUCUCUAACUUAGUUUAUAAAAUCUCAAACAAUAACUAACGUCUGCUGCCAUUAUAGAAUUCUCAUACAUGAUGAUAUUGAUUGUACUCUAUGAUAUAUUAUUCUAUCAAUCUUAGAUUAAUCUAUUGUCUGCAUUGAUCUGCAUCUUCUUCCUUCAAUAUAAUAUUGCCUCCAUGAUCAGUGAUCACCCCCCCCCCCCCCCAAAUUCUUGUUCUAAGGAAUACUUAAACUAAUCGAUAAACGACUUAAAAAUUCGAAUUUUAAAAGCAGUGAAAUCGAAUCCAGGUAUAAACCAGAAAUAGAAUGAUUUAAUACGUCUCUCUAUGCAUGAAAUGGUAUUCUGAUGACUAUAAAACUAUUAAAAACAGAGGAAAGCAGAGCAAAUGAAGGUGAUGGAGAGAUUCGGGAGAGAGGCGAGAAGGUCAAGCAUGGCUGCUGCUGCAACUGAUGGACUUUCCGGCUGCCGUGAGAGAAUGAGUAGCAAGCGGAGGAGGAGAGAAGAGAGUGCCGGAAGCAUGGAGGAGGAAGACUGCAAGGUGGAGGUGGAAGAUAAUAUGGUACUUUCUCAGAUGUCAUCAUCAUCAUCGGCUCGCCGGAGAAACCAUAUGGUGAUGAGUGGAUCAAAGAAAGAUCAGCCGUUGGAAGUGAUCGGCGCUCGAGUUCCGAGGAAGGCCCGUUCAGCUUCAGGGAAAAGGUUGCAUGAAAGUAGUUCUUCAGGAAAUGAUGGGAUUGGAAAAGAUCAUAAUCUUCAGAAACAGCAUGUAGAAGCGAGGAAGAAGAUGAAAUCAACUGGGAUCAAGAACCGGCCACCAAAGUCGUCGAAAUUGUCUUCAGGGCCUGUAGAGGAGGACAUUGAGAAUGAGAUCGCCGAAGUUCUUUUUGGGUUGAUGAAGCAUGUUGAUAGUGUUAAAAGCUCUACUUCAAACCGGGAUGAUGAAGAUAAAGAUAGAUAUAGCAUUAGAAAAGAUUCUAAGAUUUCAAUCUCGGAACAGGAACCUACUCAUGCCUCUGAUCCUGAGCUUAAAAAUGUCUCCAAGGAGAACAAUUCUAUAGCAGAAGCAGUAGAAGUAGAAAGUAAUCAGCAGCCAAAAAUGGGAACUUCUUCCCCAAAUUGUGAGCCAGAAUCCGGAAGUGUAUCCGGGCCACUAGAGUUGCAGAAGGAGGAAGCCAAGCCAUUUGUGGAAGAAUCAGUUGGCGGAGAGGUACCGGAGCUUGAGAGGAAGAGGGAUGACAAGUUUGGAUUUGAUCUCAUGGCUCCUCCUCCUAUGGAGGAUUCGGCAUCUGAUACUGUGGCAGAAGCUGAGCUUGAAACACUGCAAGACAAGACGAUAGAGGUAGUCAACGAAAAGCUUAGUUUGAAUUCAAACCAAGACAGUGGCACUAAAACAGAAGAGCAGCCUAAAGCCAUCACUCCUAAGCUGGAGAGAUCUGACUGGCGAAGCGGUCUUUCAGCCACCACAUCACAGCCCGGGAAUUCCCUUCUGCCGCAACCAUGUGCUAAGAGAUGCGCAACGCACCAUUACAUUGCUCGCAACAUUUACUUGGAUCAGAAGGUUACAAGGACGAAGAAUCUCUCGCCACCACCAGCAUACAGCAAGCCAGACAUUGUCAUUGUAAAUGAACUUCUAGGAAGUGUCUCAGGUCAUAGUGCAAAAGAAUCAAAAGAUCAACGUUCUGAGGCUGCAUUCGUAGAAGCAUCAAAGAGCAAGAAGCCUGUGGCUUAUCAAUCUCCAUCGCAGCCAGCCUCUGCUGGUAAUCUAAUGUGUGGAUCUACUUUCACAUUCUCUCUGGGACAAAAUCAAGCAUCAGUUGCAGCAGCCAGUGAUCCAUCUGGUCCUUUGAAAUAUACAGAAGUUACAAACAAUGCAUCACAUUUUAGUCAUUCAGCAUUGUCAAAAGCAGCUGCAGCAAAGGCCAGUAGCUUGAAUGUGACAUUCCAGGAAGGUCCAUACAUGGCAAUCAAGGGGUACUCAUUCCCCAUGGCAACUCCUUCAGGAACAACACUUGCAUUUCAAGGAGAUAACUCUACUCAGGCAGUGCCAUUAUAUAAUGGCCCCUUCUAUUCAAACCAAAUGUUCCGCCCUCCUCAGCUUCAUCAUCAAAAGCCUCAAUCACAAUUCCAGCUUCAAGUCCAAUCAAACCAUCAGAAGAACAUGGGAAUGCCAACCGAUUCAUCAUCAUCUCAAAGGCAACUAGAGUCUCAGCAACUGCAGAAAACACAAUUUAUCAGUAUGCAAUCACAGCAGCCACAGAAGAAGUAUGUGACACAAUCCCUUCGAUCUUGCAAGGUUGAAAAUGACAUCAUUGGGGGGCAUACUGCAACAUCUUCUCAGGCACAACAUAGCGUUUAUGGUUACGGGAAGAAUUUUGCAGUGCCACUUCAACCCAUGAACUUUGCCAUGUUGCCCUAUGCUACAAUGAGUGGCGGCAGCAGUAAAAAUCACAUUGGGCAAGAACAGCAACAGGACUUCAAGGGUGUGUUUGGCAUGUCAUUUGGCUCUAUCACUGGAAAUGAGGGUACAGGUACUCUACUAAACUUUUCAUCUAUGCCGCAAAAUCCAGCAAUGUAUCAAAACCUUCAGGGUGCAAACCAAAAGCAUCAUCACCAAGUAUCCGAAAGGAAGAAUGGAGGCAAUUCUGAUAAUCCUGCUCAUGAUAAAUCAAAAGCUGCUACUGGGAGGUCUUCCUCAACUGUUGCGCAGACCCUCGUUUUUGAUAACUCACCAACAAAUCUCAACUUCACAACCUUGAACUCACAUCCACAGCACCUCUACCAGUUUCAGCUUCAACAGCAGCAACCUGGUACGGUGGCCUGGAGCAAAGCACCAAAGACGGCUCCAGUCUUGUCACAAUCUCUAAUACAAUGCAGUACUUCUGUCCAAUCUCAUAGCAACUCUGGAAGAUCUUUAAGUUCCCAAGUUCCAAUUAACACUUCAACAGUCAAUAGUUUUCUUCAACAACAAGGAAGAGCUUCACAAGGUCCGACUCAGAUAUCUUUUGAGGGAAACCCUAAAUCCUCCUUAACAGUAACACAAGGUCAACACAAUAACCCUAGUUUGCUGACGACUUGAAAAUGAGGAUUCCGGUAAGUAAUUUGGCAGCUAGUGCAAAGUGGACGACCAAAUGAAACAGAGUUAGGCUUAGGCUUACAUUUCAUCAAUUCAUGAACUAAAGGAGGCAGUUCAAAACUUGAGGGUGGUUCAAAAGGGGGUCCAUGUAGAUUUAAUUGGUCUACUCCGAUCGAUGUAUAUAUGAUAAAGAUCUUGACUAUGAAGCAAUGAAUUAUUUCUGUAUAUAUGAAUCAGCAAUUUUAUAUUGUUUUUGGAUGAAGCGAGGGGUCAUGGCAAUUGAAGUCAACAAGAAAGCAAACAAGCUUUAGAAAAAAUCUACCACUUCAAGAAUUUGGCCAAAAGAAGAUGCUGGAGGUGGAAGUUACUGCGAUUCAUUGGCUUCAGGAAUAGUCUGUUACCGGUUCUUGUAAUUUUGUGCAGCAUCUUUGAAUAGACCUGCAAUCUAUGAAAAACAUUGAAUUCAAUUGCUCUUAGUUUUGAAAUAGUG